Molecule: messenger RNA, 465 nt
Organism: Fonticula alba
Lineage: Eukaryota; Rotosphaerida; Fonticulaceae
Exons: 3
Coding region: 1-465 (154 amino acids)
Source: RefSeq, a predicted model, not a curated record
AUGUCCGCUCUCACCAUCUUCUUCAACCUGGUCAACCUGGUGGUGGGUGGCCUCAUCGCCGCCGCCGGUGUCCUCCACUGCAUCAGUGCCCUGACCCAGCACAUUUCGGUGGGCUUCACGCUCUUUGUCAUUGGCAUGUACCUCUGCUUCUUUGGCGUGGUGAUUAUUCUCACCGAGAUGUGGAUCCCCACUCUCGUCAGCCAGUACUGCGGCUUCCUCAUGUCCUUCCUCGGCAAGGGCUUCUCCUACAUCUUCCUCGGCUUCCUGAUCAUCGGGCCCCCGGAGGCCACCUUUGACUUUGUGGUCGGCCUCAUUGUCAUCAUCAUCGGCGUGGUGUACAUCAUCUUCCAGUUCUGCCCGGUCCCCCGGCCACGCCCGAUCACCGCCUGCGCCGGAAACGGCCAGUCCUCCCCUCGACAGACCUCCUCGGCCAAGACCACCACCCGCACCACCCAGACCGUCUGA